GUCUUUCCACGACUUGCACAUAUUCCCACUGUUCGCUCCGACUCGAGGCUUCCGCGCCUCACCAGUACUCGGGCACAUUAAAUGCUAGGCCGUCACCAGCUGCAUCGAGAACAACAGUCCUGACACAAUGGACACUCCUCCCACGGCCUUCAGGGGCAACGAAGACGAGAGGUCGGAUCAGCAGAGAAAGAGGAACCGCAUUCGGUUUUCGUGUACCACAUGUCGAGAGAAAAAACUCAAGUGCAAUCGCCAAUCUCCGUGUGACCAGUGCAUCAAGAGGAACGUUGCCGCAACAUGCAACUUUAUUCCCUAUGCCCAGAAUGAGCCGCGCCCAUCCCCCUCUGUCUCGGGCACCACACCCGGCUCACAAAAUGGUGGCUCCCGCAACAGGAGAGGGGCCCUUCAGGACAUGACGGCAGCAGCCCGCCUUCGCCAUCUCGAGCAUAUGGUCCAGGUCCUGAAAGCGCAAAUGCGCCGUGAGGAGGGUGGUGGUGGUGGUGGUGGUGGUGCGGACGUGCCGGUUUCUUCUUCGAGGGCCAUCUCUCCUGUCCCUCCGUCGCCCUCUGCCCAAGACACGCAGCCGGAUGCAGAAACAAGCGCGCCGUCCAAGGGGACAGCAGGCGCCAUGGCCGAUCAGACACGAUACGUCGAAGUCAUUCAUUGGGAAGCAGUCUACGACGAGCUUACCACCUUGACCAAGAAUCUCAAGGCCUCGGAUGAAAGUGAUCAAGAGGAAGAGGAACACUGGUCGCCCAGGUGUAACGUGCCUGAACGACAGCCCGUCUCGGUCCUCUUUGCUGGCGGCUUUGCUCCUGUUUCCCCGGCCGACCUGUUCCGACGCAUGCCACCGAAGCCUGUAUGCGACCGUCUGCUGUCUAUCUUCUUCCAGGUCAAAGACGCCGCCUGGUCAGUCUUCCAUCUGCCCACGCUGUGGAAAUACUACGAUGCGCUCUGGCAAGAGGAUGCCGAGCUUACCUACACCGAUCUGGCCCUCUUCUUCCUCCUGUACGCAAACUCGGCCCUCUUCUGUAUCCAUACGGGCGAGGAAGUUCCUGGCAACUUGGGAAGCCCGAUGCAGGCAUAUAGCAUGCUUAAAGCCACGGGCGCUCACGCCCUUGCGCUCUCUGACUACAGUACGCCAGGGAAAAACAAACUUGAGGCCCUGUAUGUCUAUUUCAUUGCCGAGUUUAUCGGCCAGCCUGACGCACCGCUCAGCACGUCCAUCAUCUUUGCCAACAUUGUCCGACUUGCCAUGCACAUGGGACUACAUCGUGACCCGAAGCACUACCCUAACAUGAGCCCCUUUGAGGGCGAGAUGCGCAGGAGACUCUGGCUACAGUUUGUCGAGGUUGACCAGAUCGUCGCGUUCCAGUUUGGGCUCCCGAGCAACAUCCACUCCCGUUUCUACGAUACCGAAAUCCCUCGUAACCUUCUUGAUGAGGACUUUGACGAAAAUACCAAAGAACUUCCGCCCUCGAGGCCCGAAUCCGAGAUGACAUCCGUCCUCCUGAACAUAGUAAAAUCUCGCACGAUAUGUGCCUUUGCAGAUAUCACAGCGGCCAUGUGCUCGAGGAACCCCAUCAGUUACGCCGAAGUCAUUCGUCUGGACAAGCAGCUCGAGGACGCCCACAACAGUCUUCCGCCUCUCCUCCAGUUUCGCAGCUUUGCCGAGUCCAAGGACGACCCUAUCGACGUGGUGAUGCAGCGGUUUUGGAUGGAACUAAUGUAUCAAAAGGCACGCAUCGUGCUGCACCGAAGGUACAUGGGCAUCGGAAGGACGGAUAAGCGUUACGCGCACUCUCAGCAGGUCUGUCUGGACGCGGCUAUCAAGACGUUGCGAGGCCAGUUUGAUCUUUAUUGUGAGCGGCAGCCCCAGGGGCGAUUGGCUUCGGAGAAAAACGGGCAGUUUUUCCGAGCCAGUAUCACCACUCACGACUUUCUCCUCGCCGGCAUGAUCCUCUGUCUCGAACUUUCCCACAUCAGGGCCAGGGAGAAAAGGGAGGCAUCUCCCUGUGGCACGCGGCCUAAUGCAGUUGAGAACGAUGUCAUCUCGAAGGACGCAUUGAUGCAGAUGCUCGAGACGUCGCGGCAAAUCUGGCAGUCGACAAGGAAGGAGUCGACCGAAGCAAAUAGGGCCUUCAAGAUUCUGUCCAAGAUGCUGUGUUUGUCAACAGGAGCCGUGUUCGAGAGCAGUCCUGAAUCGUCGGGUAGCGCAUACGAUUCAACCCAGGCGUCUACAUAUGCAAACUCAGAGCCAGCGACGGCAGUGAUGGGUGCAAAUCCCUAUUACUACACGCAGCCCCAGGCUCCCACCGCCAUGAGCCAGACCGUACCCGUUGCUAUACCCAUAGUCGUGCCACCAACAACCACAAUUUCCCACCCCGAGCAGAUGCAAUAUCCUCUGGCGUGGCAGCCAGACCUCCCCCCUCCGAUAGGACCCGUGGACCUUUCCCCUUACAACACAAUGGACCAGUUCAUGGAUCCGAGCUUGACGGCCGACUGGAACUUCUGGGACAAUCAGGUCCAUAACACGAACGCUGACGAGCUCCAAAUACCGUGGAAUACGUUUUUCAACCCACAGAUGCCAGGCUAUCAAUAA
Molecule: messenger RNA, 2599 nt
Organism: Neurospora tetrasperma FGSC 2508
Lineage: Eukaryota; Fungi; Ascomycota; Sordariomycetes; Sordariales; Sordariaceae
Exons: 4
Coding region: 128-2599 (823 amino acids)
Biological process (GO): regulation of DNA-templated transcription; DNA-templated transcription
Cellular component (GO): nucleus
Molecular function (GO): zinc ion binding; DNA binding; DNA-binding transcription factor activity, RNA polymerase II-specific
Source: RefSeq, a predicted model, not a curated record